AUGCCGAAAUUUCAGUGCCUGACAUGUGGCGAGACCCUGGAUGCGGAAGCUAUGAUGAAGCAUUUGUCUGCAACAAGACAUAAGACAAUUGCUGACGCAUACAGCGAGGAAGAAAUAAGUUGUGAGGAGUGUCAGAAUACAAAUGUUCACCAAUUAAGAAUUAUUAGAUUGGGAGGUGAGGAUAUGAGUCUGCUAUGUAAUUCAUGCUUUCAAAAGGAGUAUACCGACUCUGAGAAACCCAGUACGUCCUAUACAUUAUCCAACGGUUCGUUUUUGAAGUACUGGAACAUGUACAUCAACGUAAGAGAUUGCGCUUGUAACAAUUGUGGUAAUGAAUCGAGGCUUAAUGUCAAUGAAAAGAAAAAAGUAUUGUGCGACAAAUGCCUGCAAUUACUUCCAAAGGAACAAGCAGAGAAAUUCAUCUCCGAGAGCAGUGGCAGGUUCUUAUAUGUGUUCCUCGGAAUCAGGGAAACAAUGUCAUCGAAUACUUCACGUAAGAAAGGUGGUAGGAAAAUCGGCAGGCGUGGCACAGAAAAUGCUCGUGCCAAGUCCAGGCAACCAAGGGAGAGGAAACCGCUUACGGUACAUCAACAAAUCGCCAAAACAGCCUAUGAAAAUAAAAAACAGAAUAGCACUAUUGAAAGCGAUAGUAGUAUAAGUCUGAGAUCUUUCAAGGGUGUGAAAGCCGAUAUAUCUGGUAAGUCUUACGGCUCUCACAAAAAAUCUGUUCCUACGCGCAAGGGAAAGCAAGAGUCAGCCGGUCAUAGUAGCACCACCAGUCGAUCCAAACCACCUAAAAAAGAUAUGCCCAAUGGCAGCACUUCGAAUAGCCCCCCCAAUAUUAAUAAGAGGAGCGCGACCAAAAAAGUUAUUGGAAGGUAUCAAGGAAAUCCAGACAAUUCGAGAAAGCCGAAUGUAAAAAAACAAAGCGGUAAUAGUAGAAAUGCUGAGAAUGGAAGCACGAAGGUUGUUCCAUCGAGAGACUUGAAAAAGGGAAGCCGGGCCAAAGACACCAUUCCGAAACGUGCUACUAUUCCCGAUUCUAAAGAGAGUGUAGCUAGAAAGAAUAAAGAGUUAAAUAAUAAAAGCGAUAAAAUCGGAACUAAAAAGACUGGGAAAAAUGAAAAUUUUGUUAACGAAAUAAUUAUAGAGCAUAGGAAGAAGAAGGAAAACUCGUCGAAGGAGCUAGAGUCUAAAGUUGAAGUAAUCGAGGAAGGAGAAGUUUUGAAAGAGUACACGGGCUAUUCUACACAGCUGAAUUAUCCAGAUCUAGAUUCUUAUUUCAAUAAGCUAUCCUACGCAUUAUUCUUGGAACAAAAAGUUGACGACGGCACGGAUUUUAUUGAAGACUUCAAAAUUAUCUGGCAUUCUGGUGCUGGUGCCAACUUUUUUGUUGUAACUAUGCCCUCCCCCUCCGUAAGUAACUCAGAAUUGUCAAAAUUGAUAUCGCCAGAAUUAUUGAAGCUAGGAAGGUUACCUUUCACAAAAAGACAACCAUUAAUACUUGUGUCUAACGAUGAAACAAAAAUAUGGUACGCUUACGUCAAGGAAGCUGAGCUUAAAAAAAAUAUGAUCCAAGUUUUACUUGAACUUUAUCCAUGGAACAAGGACAAGCUACCGACAAAUCGUCCAAGUGACGAUUUUAAAAUUCUACCGUGCUCGGCUCAAACCAAUAGAAUUUUUUUUGCAAUGACAAGAAUAAAGAAUCAGAAAUUCAUCGACUUAAUAUUAGGUCAAAAACCUGUAAAACAAUUAUUCUUCAGAAACAGUCUUCGAUUUACUAGUGACAUUUUCAAUGAGUCACAAAAAUCAGCUAUCCAGCAUGUACUAAAUAACGGUGUUACCAUUCUGCAAGGACCGCCCGGAACAGGUAAAACUUCGACAAUCGAGGAGAUUAUUCUUCAACUCAUUAAGAACUUCCACUCCUUCCCAAUAUUAUGUGUUGCCGCUUCUAAUAUUGCCAUUGAUAAUAUAGCGGAAAAAUUCGUGAACAACCGGCCUGAUAUAAAGAUUCUCAGAAUUGUGUCUGAUAGCAAAGAGUCGCAAUAUAAUGCUGAACAUCCACUAGGAAAAAUCUGCUUACAUAACAUUGUUCGUGAGCAGCUCCCUCCAGACAUCAAAGAGAAUUUGAUCAAGCUACGAACCGGAAGAUCUAGAGAUGUUUCAAAAAAUCAGUACAAUAAAUUGUUAACAUGUCAGAAUGACAUAUCGGAUAGACACGUUUUACAGGCUCAAAUUCUUUUUACAACAAACAUAGCCGCAGGUGGCCGUCAGUUGAAAGCUCUAAAAGAAUUACCAGUGGUUAUUAUGGAUGAAUCAACACAAUCCUCAGAAGCGGCAACGUUAGUUCCUUUGUCUUUACCUGGUAUAAGAACUUUUGUUUUUGUUGGUGAUCAAAAACAAUUAUCAAGUUUUAGUAAUAUUCCACAGUUAAAAAUGUCACUAUUUGAGAGAGUCCUUUCAAAUGGUUGUUAUACGAAACCUCAUAUGUUGGAUACUCAAUAUAGGAUGCACCCAAAAAUUAGCGAAUUUCCAAUUUUGGAAUUUUACGAUGGUAAAUUGAAGGAUGGUGUCAAUGCUGAGCAGAAAAAAUGGCCAGGCAUAAAUUAUCCACUCUUUUUCUAUCAAUGCAACGAAGGCCCUGAAUCGAAGGUUUUUAGUAACAGGAGUGGUAUGAGAGGAUUCACCUAUACUAAUAGUUUUGAAAGCAAGGAAAUUCUAAAGAUAGUAUACAAGCUCGUAUUAGAUAAAGGUGUAAAAAACGAACAGAUCGGUAUUAUAACACCCUAUUCAGCUCAAAGAGACCAUUUAUCAGAAUUGUUUGUUAAAGAUCCUGUCAUCAACCCAAAGAAAAUAGCAAUGGAACAAGAGAUUGAUGAGGCGGAUUCACUCGAGGGCGGAUUUGGAGGAUCUAAAGGUCCAAAGAAAAACGCUAUCAAUAUCAUUAAUGGUUUAUUUGUAUCAACCAUAGAUUCAUUCCAGGGUCAUGAAAAGAACUUCAUAAUUUUUUCGUGUGUCAGAAAUAAUAAAGAAAAUAAAAUUGGUUUUGUAAGUGAUAAAAGAAGAAUGAACGUUGCUCUAACAAGAGCGAAAAAUGGAUUGAUUAUUGUAGGAAAUAAGUGCGUCCUUGCGGCAGGAGAUCCACUAUGGAACAAAUACAUUCACUUCUUGGAUCAAAAGAAGUUUAUAUUCAACUCAUUAGAUGUAUAUUAA
Zygotorulaspora mrakii is the source of this 3213-nucleotide messenger RNA. RefSeq names its product RNA helicase (gene ECM32). Gene Ontology annotation, molecular function: RNA helicase activity. Gene Ontology annotation, cellular component: cytoplasm. The record is from RefSeq and is a predicted model, not a curated record. NCBI's taxonomy places the organism in Eukaryota, Fungi, Ascomycota, Saccharomycetes, Saccharomycetales, Saccharomycetaceae. The transcript has a single exon. The coding region runs from base 1 to 3213 and encodes 1070 amino acids. Gene Ontology annotation, biological process: nuclear-transcribed mRNA catabolic process, nonsense-mediated decay.